Messenger RNA from Fusarium vanettenii 77-13-4, 2082 nucleotides. RefSeq lists its product as uncharacterized. The coding region runs from base 1 to 1926 and encodes 641 amino acids. Gene Ontology annotation, biological process: fatty acid metabolic process. NCBI's taxonomy places the organism in Eukaryota, Fungi, Ascomycota, Sordariomycetes, Hypocreales, Nectriaceae. Gene Ontology annotation, molecular function: medium-chain fatty acid-CoA ligase activity. The transcript is spliced from 2 exons. The record is from RefSeq and is a predicted model, not a curated record.
AUGAUGAUGCAGAGCUUGAUACGGCGGUGUCUGGGGAGGUCGCCCAUGCCUAGGAGGAUGGCCACGAGCUUGUGCCAGAAGAGGACACUUGCUACGUCUGGAUUGAGUAUUCGAUGGGGAUCUGAAGAGUUGCAGCCUGUGCUUUACAAUGGCACCAUUCCCGAGCACUUUGCUUCAGUCGUCUCUGCUCACGGCGAUCGUGAAGCUGUCAUUGCUCGAUCGCCAUCUCCAGCGGCGAUUGAGUCGACUCUCACAUAUUAUGCUCUGGACUCGCUUUCCAAUGGCUUGGCUCACUCUCUCGCUUCACUCGGCGUGAAAAAAGGCGAUCGAGUCGCCAUCUCUCUUGGCAAUGGACCUGAAUUCGCUGCCCUCACUUACGCAUGCUUCAAGCUCGGCGCCAUCCUUGUGCCAUUGAACCCAGGCUUCAAUGAGCGUCAAGUUGUUGCCGCGUUGAAGCAUCUCGCCGUUGAGACGCUCGUCAUGGGUGCUGUUACGGAUCUUGCGUAUAAACCUGGCAAGGGUCGUUCCAACGAACAUCUUUUGCAGAGCGUCGUGGGCGAUCUUCAGUCUUCUAUCAUUCAGAGCGAGGCUGUGCCCUCUCUGCGAAAGGUAGUGGUCGUUGAUAACCUCAAGAGCCACCCAGGUGUCAAGUUCGAUCUCAAGGCGAGCAGAGCUCUCACUCCUUACUCAUCUCUAUUUGAUGGCUCGGUGAAGCCAGUUAUACCGAGUUCGCCCCUGGAUCCUAACGAUACUAUCAACAUUCAGUUCACAUCCGGUACGACCUCACUUCCCAAGGCGGCUAUGCUUUCACACCGUGCUAUCCUCAACAACGGUGCCUUUAUCGCCGACCGUAUGGGUCUCGUUCCCGGAGAUUUAAUUGUUGUACCUCCUCCUCUAUUUCACUGCUUCGGCUGCGUGCUGGGUUAUAUGGCGACUGCAACAACAGGCGCUGCCAUUCUCUUCCCCAGCCCGGCGUUUGACCCAGACGCAACACUACGCAUGUGCGUCGACCACGAUGCAACAGGCCUCUACGGCGUCAGCACCAUGCUUGUCGCUGUACUUGAGUCUCUCCACCGUGGUGAUGUUGUCCCCCACGCUCCCAAGAGUCUUCGCAAGGGCAUCGUUGCGGGUAGCAGUGUCCCCGAAUCUCUCAUGCGAACCCUCUACAACACCCUCGGUCUUGAAGAUCUCGUAAUCUGCUACGGCAUGACAGAGACGGCACCUGUGAGCUGCAUGACCACCCCAUCCGACCCCUUCGAGAAGCGCACAUCAUCCGUUGGCAGAGUCAUGCCACACACUGGUCUCAAGAUUGUUGAUCCUCACGAUCAUAGCCAGAUCGUGCCAGUAGGUUCACGAGGAGAGCUUGCGGCGGCUGGGUACCUCGUCAUGAAGGGGUACUACGGCGACGAGGAGCGAACGGCUGAAGUGCGCAAGCCGGAUCCUGGUGAUGGCAAGAUUUGGAUGUAUUCUGGGGAUGAGGCUGAGAUGGAUGCUGAUGGAUAUGUGCGCAUCACUGGCCGUAUCAAGGAUCUCAUUAUCCGUGGAGGAGAGAAUAUCCACCCUCUCGAAGUCGAGGACUGCCUCCUUUCUCACGAAGGUGUCCGCGAAGCCAGCGUCAUAGGUGUUCCUGACGAUCGAUACGGUGAAGCCGUCGCAGCUUUCGUUAUACCGGCAACAGGAUGGACGCCAGCCGACCACGCAGGGGCUGGUGCCCCCGUCGAAGAGGGUAUCUUGACCAGAGACGGUCUCAGAGCAUGGGUCUCCAAGCACCUGUCCAAGCACCUCGCACCCAAGUACGUCUUUUGGAUCGACGAGUAUCCCAAGACGGCUAGCGGAAAGGUGCAGAAGUUUAAGUUGAGGGAGUAUGCGAGAGAGCUACUGGGCGAUGAACAAGAGGAGAAAAAGGCAAGGUGGACAGGAGUCUAAUGCCUCUGAAUCACAUCAUGAACCAGUGAGCUGAGGAAGUAUAAGAAACAUCACGUGUCCUAGAGACGAGUCAUUGCAUUCAAACAUUGCUUCAAUAAUCAGUCAUUGCAUAACAGACCCAACGAGUAGCGUUGUCAAAGGUAUCAUUUCCAGUUC